Messenger RNA from Loxodonta africana (African savanna elephant), 20189 nucleotides. It is a transcript of the gene ULK4, whose product is annotated as unc-51 like kinase 4. The transcript has 36 exons. NCBI's taxonomy places the organism in Eukaryota, Metazoa, Chordata, Mammalia, Proboscidea, Elephantidae. Gene Ontology annotation, biological process: protein phosphorylation. The coding region runs from base 188 to 3940 and encodes 1250 amino acids. Gene Ontology annotation, molecular function: ATP binding; protein kinase activity. The record is from RefSeq and is a predicted model, not a curated record.
CAGCUCCGCUCCGUUCCACUGCGUCUCCCCCGGCCUUGGGCCGGUGGACUCUUCCUAAAGCGGGAGGCGAGGCGCUAGAGUCCUCGGGAUCCGCCGAGCCUACGGGCCGCCUCUGCCAACUGAGCGGCUAGGAGCUAGAGAUGCUAUUAGGCUGUCAUUUCAUCGUGUGUGAGAAGUCGGCCCAGAGAUGGAAAACUUCAUUCUGUAUGAGGAGAUUGGCAGAGGAAGCAAGACAGUUGUCUAUAAAGGGCGGCGAAAGGGAACAAUCAAUUUUGUAGCUAUCCUUUGUACUGAUAAGUGCAAAAGACCUGAAAUAACCAAUUGGGUCCGUCUCACCCAUGAAAUCAAACACAAAAAUAUUGUAACUUUUCAUGAAUGGUAUGAAACCAGCAAUCAUCUCUGGCUCGUCGUGGAACUCUGCACAGGUGGUUCCUUAGAAAUGGUCAUUGCUCAAGAUGAAAGCCUCCCAGAAGAUGUCGUGAGAGAAUUUGGAGUUGACCUGAUUACUGGAUUGCAUCACCUUCAUACACUUGGAAUUCUCUUUUGUGACAUUUCUCCUGGGAAGAUACUAUUGGAAGGGCCUGGCACACUGAAGUUUAGCAAUUUUUGCUUGGCAAAAGUGGAAGGGGAAAAUUUGGAAGACUUCUUUGCUUUGGUGGCAGCAGAAGAAGGAGGCGGUGAUGGUGGGGAAAGUGGACUGAAGAAAAACAUGAAAAGUAGAGUUAAAGGGAGUCCAGUAUAUGCGGCACCAGAAAUCCUGAGUGGCACUGACUUCUCCAUCACCAGCGAUCUCUGGUCUUUGGGCUGUCUUCUUUAUGAAAUGUUUUCAGGAAAACCUCCAUUUUUCUCAGAACGUUUUUCAGAAUUAAUCGAACAGAUUUUAUAUCAAGAUCCUUUGCCACCUAUUCCGAAAGAUUCUUCUCUUCCCAAAGCUUCUUCAGACUUUCUCAGCUUGCUUGAUGGUUUACUUCAAAAAGAUCCUCAGAAAAGAUUGACUUGGCCAGACUUACUACAGCAUUCAUUUUGGAAGGAUGCUUUCACCAGAAAAGAUCAGGACACUACAAGCACCGAGGAUUCCAGCUUCAGAAAUGUGAUGGAGUGUUCUGAGCCACUAGAUUCCAAGGACCUUUUGAGGAACCCUCAGAGUGGACAAAAAGGGCAGAAGAACAGCCAGCGACUAAGUUGCUCUUUCAGACUAGAUAAUCCAACUGAAUUGAGGCCUAAGAGUACUCUUGGAGGUCAACUGAAUGAGUCCAUGUUUCUUCUCAGUUCUCGCCCUACCCCGAGAACUAGCACUGCAGUGGAAUCAAGUCCUGGUGAAGAUACGACCCAGAACUCACCACAGAAGACUUCUCCUCUGACAAAGACUACAAGUGGACACUUGAGUCAGCAGGACCUAGAAUCCCAGAUGAGAGGGCUCAUCUACACAGACUCAGAUCUUGUUGUCACCCCAAUUAUCGACAAUCCAAGGAUAAUGAAACAACCACCAAUCAAAUUUGAUCCCAAAAUAUUGCAUCUGCCAGCAUAUUCAGUGGAUAAGUUAGUAUUUCUGAAAGACCAAGAUUGGAAUGACUUUUUGCAACAAGUGUGCUCGCAGAUCGACUCCACUGAGAAGAGUACUGGAGCCUCCCGAGCCAAGCUCAAUCUCCUUUGCUAUUUGUGUGUGGUGGCCGGCCACAAGGAGGUGGCUACCAGGCUCCUCCACUCCCCAGUGUUCCAAUUGCUAAUCCAGCAUUUGCGAAUAGCUCCAAACUGGGAUAUACGGGCCAAGGUUGCGCGGGUGAUUGGUUUACUGGCCUCGCACACAACCGAGCUCCAGGAAAAUACACCUGUUAUCGAGGCAAUUACUCUCUUAACUGAAUUAAUUAGGGAAAACUUCAGGAAUAGCAAAUUAAAGCAGUGCCUUUUACCAACCCUGGGAGAGUUGAUCUACCUUGUAGCCACUCAGGAAGAAAAAAAAAAGAACCCUAGAGAAUGCUGGGCUGUUCCCUUGGCUGCAUACACAGUGCUAAUGAGGUGCCUUCGGGAAGGGGAAGAACGUGUUGUGAACCACAUUGCAGCUAAGAUUAUUGAAAAUGUCUGCAGUACCUUUUCUGCUCAGGCCCAGGGCUUUAUUACAGGAGAAGUCGGGCCUGUUUUAUGGUACCUAUUCAAACAUUCCACUGUUGACUCUCUUAGGAUAACAGCAAUAUCGGCCUUGUGUAGAAUCACUCGCCACUCUCCUACUGCCUUCCAGAACGUUAUUGAGAAGGUGGGCUUGAACAUAGUGUUAAAUUCCCUGGCCUCUGCCAUCUGCAAAGUUCAGCAAUACAUGUUGACCUUAUUCACUGCUAUGUUGUCCUGUGGGAUUCAUCUUCAAAGACUUAUCCAAGAAAAGGAUUUUGUCUCCACAAUUAUCCGAUUAUUUGACAGUCCCUCAACUUCCAUUAGAGCAAAAGCCUUCCUGGUUCUUUUAUAUAUUUUGAUUCAUAACCGUGAGAUGUUACUACUCAGCUGCCAAGCAAGACUGGUGAUGUACAUCGAGCGAGACAGCAGAAAGACCACUCCAGGCAAGGAGCGGCAGAGCGGCAAUGAAUACCUGUCCAAGUGCCUGGACCUCCUCAUCCGUCACAUUGUGCAGGAACUGCCACGAAUUCUGGGUGACAUUCUUAACGCCUUGGCUAACGUUUCUGGCCGUAAACACCCGUCAACGGUGCAAGCGAAGCAGCUGAAGAUAUGUCUCCCCCUGAUGCCUAUCGUGCUUCACCUGGUAACUUCUCAGGUAUUUCGACCUCAAGUUGUAACAGAGGAGUUCCUUUUCAGUUAUGGAACGAUCCUUAGCCAUAUUAAAUCAGUAGACUCAGGAGAGACUAACAUAGAUGGAGCCAUAGGACUGACGGCGUCAGAAGAAUUUAUCAAGAUCACAUUGUCGGCUUUUGAAGCAGUAAUACAGUAUCCGAUUUUAUUGAAAGACUAUCGCUCUACGGUUGUUGAUUAUGUCCUGCCACCCUUGGUCUCCUUGGUUCAAAGCCAAAAUGUGGAGUGGAGGCUCUUCAGCUUGCGGUUGCUCUCCGAAACCACAUCUCUCCUCCUGAACCAGGAGGCUGGGGAUGGCAAGAAGGAGGCGAGCCUUGAUUCUGACAGCAAUCUUCUGGCUCUCAUUAGAGAUGUCUUACUUCCCCAGUAUGAACACAUCCUCACAGAGCCUGACCCAGUACCAGCUUAUGCCCUGAAGCUGCUGGUUGCUAUGACUGAACACAACCCGACUUUUACCAGACUUGUGGAAGAAAGCAAACUGAUCCCACUUAUUUUUGACGUAAUCCUGGUGCAUCAGGAGAGCAUUCUGGGUAACACCAUGCAAAGUGUGAUUGCAUUACUCAACAAUCUGGUUGCCUGUAAAGAUUCGAACAUGAAGCUACUUUAUGAACAAGGUCUCGUCGGUCAUGUCUGUAACCUGUUAACCGAAACUGCCACACUGUGCUUGGAUGUGGACAAUAAAAGCAACAAUGAGACAGGCGCUGCCCUGCUGUUUUCCCUGCUGGAUAUUCUACACGGCAUGCUGACCUAUACGUCCAGCAUUGUACGGCUGGCUCUGCAGGCACAGAAGUCUGGCUCAGGAGGGGACACUCAGGCUGCUGAAGACCUGCUGCUACUCAGCAAACCUCUGACAGACCUCAUUAGCCUGCUUAUUCCACUGCUUCUUAAUGAGGAUCCCGAAAUUUUUGAGGUUUCAUCCAAGUGUCUGUCUAUACUGGUUCAGCUAUAUGGAGGGGAAAACCCAGACAGCCUGUCUCCAGAGAAUGCAGAAACCUUUGCCAAAUUACUUACAUGGAAGAAGGACCCCAAGGAGCAGAAGCUUCUGUUGAGGAUUCUUAGAAGAAUGAAGCUGUGUAAAACCCAAGUGAAGAGCACCUGUAAACCCUGCCUCGGUCCUCAUUUCCUGUUAUGUCCCUGUCAGUAAUCACCUCACAAGGCUUGGGGUGGAAAAUAGAUAAUUAGCGUGAGGCUGUGGGAGAAGCUUCCACGACAGAGGGUUUUUCAUUCUUAUGUACAAUUCCAGUGUGAUGGGAAGUCAGGAGAGAUCAAAACAAGACCACAGCUUGUCGGCGGUUUACAUUUUUGCUCAUUUGACUCUUUAUUAGGCAAUAGUUGCUUGUGUGUCUUUUAUGUGACUUUAGCUGUAAUAACCGUAGCAGCAUCCUAAUUAUUAUAAAAAUUAUUGAGGCCUCUAAAUCAACUUUGAUUACAACAUAGCCAAGGAAAAUCUAUUAGAAACCUCGGGCUCCACAGGAACACAAGAUGGAAGCAUUAGAUAGUAGUGCAAGAGUGCUCGCCUUCGGGGCAUCGCUUUCCCCCUCUGUGCAGAUAUCCUGGGCUGUGCAUUUCUAAUGCGAACGAGCAGGUUUGCCUGUUUGCAUGCGUGAAAACUCAAAUGGAAAAGCUCCUCUCUGAGCCCUCAGGUUGUUAAUUUACCCUCCCAGUAGUUUCUGUACUCCAUACCGACCAAGAACUUAAAAGGGUAACUUAACUAUCACGGCUGCUUAUUCACUUCACCCACAUCUUAUCACAAACCAUAUCUGAACAACAGUUUCCCAAAAAUGACUUCAUCUGACCCAUCUACAGAAAUUUUGUGCUUCUUUGGCUCUUUUAGUAUAGGGAAAUUUGUUUAUAAUUAGCACAGGAAACACCUUUCUGAUUAUGAGACCACUUUACAGAUGCCUCGGCUUCCAUUUCUAAAACACUAUGAGAAAAAGGUCUAAAGUACCAUUACACCAUUUAUUUAGUUGUUUUUGUCGCUCCAACGGACAAACAUCAUCCUUUAUAAGGAAGUAACAUAUGGGAGUGGGGCCCCCCCUAGGGUCGUUUAGCAGUGCAUCCUCUUUGAGUGACUACAGGACCGAAUAUGGCGGCCACAAAAUCAGUCGCUCUACUUUGUUGAUUGCAGGCUACAGGCCCUUGACCACCACCGUCAGCCUUUCAUUUCCCUCGUCCUUGUCCCUUCUAGCCUCUACCAGAAGAUGCAGCCAACCUCCUCCAGCAGAUUCUCAGAAAAGCAGUGCAGAGUCCGGAGAGCAGAGAUAAGAGGAGCCUGCCCCACUGGGCCAGACCGUGGGGAAAGUAGCUCAUUUCUGUGUGUGUGUAUUUGUUCAUCUGUUCUCCUUUGCCAGACACUGCUAUAUGCUAUUGAUUUUAUGCUGAAUGAAACUCUGAUAAUAAAGUUGGUAGAAGAAAAGACAGAAAAUGAGGGCUUUGGGAAGGAUGAGGUUGUUUUCUUAGUUUCCUCUUUCUCAGUUUUAUAAAGAAUUUACAAAAGAGGCAAAUGAUAUACUUAGGCGUUUAUGUCAUUUGUGAGGUCAAAGUUAUGAUAUAGUGAUAGUGAUGAUUCCAACAUCAGUUUUUUUCUUUUUCAGUUACAGUUCUGGUUGUGACAGGUUUCCAUGGGGGAGGUAAACAUUCACAUGUUGGGCUAUGGUUGUCAGAGCUGGCCCAGUUUAUCAUGCUUAACGUGAUGUUGCUAGGCUAGCAACUCCAAAGCACUCGGUUGCCUAACAGAAUCACAGCCUCAAAUCACAUAAUUUGUCUGAACUGGACUGGCUUUCCCUUUUGUCACCAUCUGUAAUGGUCAACUGUUGCCACAAUAAUGCUGUAUAACCAGUCAUUUCAAAACUCUGGGGAAUAUAGGAAAAAGCAAUUAUUUCCUGACCAUGUAAUUGCAGGUCAUCCGGGUUCAGCUGGUCUAGGCGUGGCUCUAGCCCUCAAGUUGGGCUCAGCUCUGUUCCAGGUGUCUCUCAUUCUCCGGGGUGAGUGGGCUACUCAGGAUGAGAUCUUCUCACGGCAGUGCCAGCGCACAAAAGGCCAAACCCAACCCUGCGAGUACUUUCUAGGCUUCUGCUUGUGUCUUAUCUACUAACAUCCCACUGUCCAAAUCAAUCCACCAGGCCAAGCCCCUAAUCAAGGACCUGGGAAGUAUGUCUAUCCACUGUGAGCCCAACACAAGUCAUAGGGCCAAGUCCAAGUGAGUAUUUGUUGAAAAAUAAUAUAAACUGCCACACCAUUGCAGGGCCUGGCCACAUAAGGCAAAUCUCCUGUCAGUCUGCUUGUUCCUCCCUUGCUGCUUGUGUUGAGACACAGCCCUGCCUACAUUCAAGAGCUUUAAUGCCUUGGUGGUGUUACCACAGUGUUUGGAGGAGAAUAAAGCACAUCAGAGAACAGGAUAGCCACUUAAUCAAGAGGGAAUAGCAGUUAUGCCGUGUGGCCUGGUGUACUCCCAGCAGUGGGAUGGUACAACAGCCAUGGAAAUUGGAGGAUGGCUGGUUUCAUACUCAACUUAGGAACCACUGUCUUACUCCUCUUCCCAGCUGCACUGUUGUGCAUGUGUUUUUCUCUUCUGCUUGCCUCUCAUUUCCUUUAAAAGGAAAGAAAACCUUGUCCCUUUGUCCCCUAUGCACCUACCCCAACCCUGUACAGUGUUACAAAAGACUCCCAGUGAAAACACAUAGAAUGACAGAAACUUCAGCACAGGAUCCAAAGUGGUUACCAGUAUAUGAAACUGGACUUAUUUUCAUAUCAUUUUAAUCCUAACACCUUAGAGAUGAAAAAACUCACAGACCAUCUAGUCCACCGCUAUCAAUAGAACUUUCUGCGAUGACUGAAAUGUUCUAUAUCUGUGCUAAUACAGUAGCCACGAGCCACAAGGGGGUAUUGAACACUUCAAAAUGUGUCUAGUGCCACUAGAUAUUAAUUUUAUUUACCUUUAAUUCAUUUAUGAAUUUAAAUAUCCACAUGUGGCUGUUGUUAGUUGCUGUUGACUUGGUUCUGACUCAUGGCAACCUUAUGUAUAACAGAACAAAACAUUGCCCAGUCCUGUGCUAUCUUAAUUAUCGUUGGUACGUUUGAGUCCAUCGUUGUGACUAUUGUCAACCCAUUUCACUGAGGGUUUCCCUCGUUUUCGCUGACCUGCUUCACCAAGCAGGAUGUCCUUUUCUAACAGUUGGUCUUUCCUGAUGACGUGUCCAAAGUACGAGAGCAAAAGGAUCACCAUCCUUGCUUCUAAGCAUUCUAGCUGUAUUUCUUCUAAGAUUGAUUUGUUUGUUCUUCUGGCAGUCUACAGUAUAUUCAGUAUUCUUCUCCAGCACCACAGUUCAAAUGCAUCAAUUCUUUUUCUGUCUUUAUUUAUUUAUUUUGUCCAGCUUUUGCUUGCAUAUGAGGCAAUUGAAAAGACCAUAGCUUGGGUCAGGUGCACCUUAGUCCUCAAAGUGACUAUGUUAGACGUCACAGAGCUAGUUAAUCCCAUUUUCGUCCAGAGUAGAUAUCCGUAGAUAUUUCUCAAAUGAAUGAAUGAAAAAAAGAGAGAUGUCCCCCACCCAAGGCCACAAGGCAACUCAUGGCAAAGCCAAAAUAAAAAUAAGACCCCGAGACCCUGGACAGGCCAGCCUGGGCACUUCCUGCACGCCACAUCCCUUCCUGAGGGCCUAGAUUUGUUUGCACUAGUUUGAGCUUACCUCUGUACUUUUAACCUUCUAAAAAUAUCUCAACUCCUAGGGAAAAAAAAAAAAAGAACAGAGAAAGAAACAAAACUAUUUUUCUGUCUUUGGUAAUUUGAAGGGUGAGCAUUAAAACCUCAAUCAAACAUCAAAUAAUUUUUACACAGUAGAAAUAAUAUAUACUUUCCAUCCAAAUUAAAACACACGCUCCCAGCAAUUUAAUUAUGCAAAUAUGAUACAAGUGGCAGCGAAACAGUGUUAAAGGGAAAGAAUGAAGAUUGAUAAGCUAAAAUUUCCAGGGACAUUUUCCUUUUUAAUUUCCUCUUUUGGUUAAUAUUAUGCUGAUUUUCAUGGACUGCUUCGGUGGGUGCUCUAUUUCUUUGUGAUAAGUGCUCCUACAAAUUUAUGCAAAUAAUAUUAAUCACUGUUGAGAAACGCAGCAGCCAUUACCAUCCCUACUGCCCACAAGUGUUAGACAACAGUAAUAGAUGUAUCUUUAGUUAUGAAUAUGAUUAAAUACAUUGGUAAGCAAAGCUGCUGUGUUCAGACAGAUUUGUUUUUCCUCUAGUUGCGUGAAGAUGCAACUGUAGAAAGGUGUCCCAUAGCAAAAAUGGAAAAGUAGAUAGAGAUGGUCUUCCCCCCACCUCAUCAGAGGCCUGCCGUCCCACCUGGCCCUUACAGUCAGGAACUCUGCCUUAGGGCUGGUCCUUCAGAAGCAGCCCCUGAGAUCAGCAUCUGGGUGCAAAUGGUUUAUUGAGGAAGUACUCUCAGUGGAGACCAAUAAGGGAGUGGAAAGAGCAGGACAGAGAAGAGGGGGAAGCAAGCAAGGGGGUGACCUCAGGAAGAGCCCUGCGGAGGUGGCUUCAGCCUGACUCCACAGAAAAUGCCUCAGAUUUUGUCCCCAGUACAAAGGCAGAGGACUGAGCUUUCAUACUUGCACUGUAGUUGGUGAUUGACCGAGGGCCCCUCAUGGGACAUAAAUCCCCAGGCAUUUGCAGCUCUCUGGGUGUGUGGGCAGGGUAGAUCCAGUUGUCUGAGGGCAGUCUUCUGAAGAGAGCCACAGUCGCAGGCCCACGGAGAGGGGCACAAACCAAAAAACCAAGUCGAUUCUGACUCGUAGCGACCCUGUAGAAACUGCCCCAUAGAGUUUCCAAGGAGUGCCUGAUGGAUACGAACUGCCGACCUUUUCGUUAGCAGCUGUACUUCUUAAUGACUAUGCCGCCAGGGUUUCCAAAUGAGGUCCAACAGGUUUGGGUAGACCACUGGCAGUGUCCGCCACCCCAGGAACCCCUCAGGCCCUGCCCACAGCUGGGAGUUCCCACCAUGCCAGGCUUCCCACCAGAGCACACCAGAUCGCUCCCUUGGAGUCUUCCUGAGGGACUGGAGAACUAACAGAAAUUGUAUCAAGGCAAAAUAGGAUUUUUAUCACAGUUUUAUUCCUUCUGAUCCCAUUGGUAUUUUAACAAUAGUCUUCAGAGUCUUAAAGCAGAGUAGGGUGGGCAGCAGAGGGAAUUUGUAGCAAGGCCAGUGGGGAAGGUGCUCAGAUCAGGUGAGCUACUCACAGGUAAGGCCUGCUAAUAAAGCACCCACAUAAUCCAGAAAUUAAUGUUUGUUUUUUCUUUUUCUGAGAAUUCUUUAUGAAACCAAGGGACGCUGUAGUGAUUCUUGCCUUGUCACGGCCAGAAUUUUCAGGGCUUGAUCUCUAAGCAGCAGAGAUAGCUCCUAGCAGGCCCUCACAGACCGGGGAAGGGAAGCUGGAAUUCCAGGUGCCAGGUACCCUGAGGUCGAAGCACUCAGGUCCUAGUGGAGAGAAAUUGGAGCCCCAGCCCUUUCUCUCUUCUUAUUUACUUCCUUUCAAAGAAGGUGUUUCUCUGAAAGUCUCUCUCUGCAAACCAGUAAUGUUAUUUUGAAGGUGAACAUAAAAGCCCUCUUGGCAAAGAAAUUACUUUGUUCCAUUUGAGAAACCUCUCUGCCUUUGAGAGAAGAGAGGGUUUGGGGCUGUGAAAACUUGAUUAGCUCCCUCGUUGUCUUUCCCUCUGGGUUUCAGUGAGGACGGCUAGGCGGAAAGGCUCACUCCUUCUCCCCGUGGCUGUCCAUGUCCUCUCUCCCGUGGAUGCCAGACUGUUCCCUAACUGAAGAACUUUUUCAAGGGCUGCCAUGUCCAGAGCUGCCAGAAAUUCUGCCAUUUCUAUUAGGGUGGAAAAUGCAGAGGACUGAGCUUAGGGCUUGGGCAGUGGAAGCGGAACCAGAUGCGGAUUUACUGACUCUGGUUGAGGCCAGGUCUGCCACGAAAUGGCUGUGCAGAUUGCACACUGUGAAAUGAGGACAGCAGCCCCUCAGCACAUUGUUCCAGGGUAUAUUAUGAACUGCUAAGUAUGUGUAAUUUUAGUGGGCGGGGUGGCAAGGGAGGUGCAUUUGGGACCUCAGGGUUCCCUGUGCAUGUGUGGAUGCGUGUGUAUGUGUGUGGGUGCAUAUAUGUGUGUGUGUGGCUAUGAGUGUUCAUACAUGUGUUUUUCUAACCCAGCAGGUGUGGUUGGUAUUGAUUGUUACCCCUCAGGUACCAGCCCUUCCCCCACUCUCCACACCACCCUGCAGAACAGGGAAGGUGAGGAUCCUCCUUCCAGGCAGCACCAAUGACGGGGAGAUGACAAUGACUCUUGUGUCUGAACACCUUCCCCCAACCCCUACAAGGGGCCUGUCAAAAUAGUAUCAACUUUAAUUUAUCGAAGUUUUCAGACUUCUUAUUUUUAAAUAAAUCUAAUAAGUAUGGACUGUAUAGUAGCACUUUGCAGCCCAGAAAUGUAAAGUUCAACAUAAAAUUGAAUCAUCAUUAGGAUUUUGAGUCCUAAGACCUGCAUUCGAGACCUGGAUUUGCUGUUGACUCAUUAUGUGGCAAGUAUCCUCUCUGAGCCUCAGUUUCCCCACUAGAAAAUGGAACUAACACCCAAGGAGAAGGAUUGUUGCGAGAAUGAAGUAAGAUAGCAUUAGAAAAAUCCUUGUGACCUGGAAAGCACUCCUCAUAUAGAGUUAAUGUCAUCGUCACCUUAGUGAAGCUGUCUGGAGCUGCAGUGGACACCCACGCUUUAGAGACGAGGAGACAGAAGCCUGGGUUGGUGUAGAACACCCCCAGGGCCCCCCAGAAUGUUACUGACAUGGGAGUGCAUGCUUCCUGUCCAGUGUGUCCCAAGUGCUCCAGAUGGACGGCAGCGGUCACUGUGGCCUCCCAGGCUGCGUGCAGACCUGUUGCCCAGGAGGCCAGACUCUGCCCCUAAUUCAAACUAAGGCUCUGUAGGUGCAAGUGCCUGAAGACCCACCUCAAGGAGUAGUUGGCACAGCCAAAGAAGGGAUAAAAAUGGGCAUUUGUAGAGGGAGUGGGAGUGGGCUUUGGGGUGAAAUAGUGGCAUUUCAGACAUUGUCUUCCAGCACCUUUGCACCAGCCCCAUGCCUGUCUAUACAGUAAGCUGUCUCCUUAAACCUGAAAUGCACCAGUUUCUUCCCCUGAGAUUCUGUGAAAAGCCAUGGACUUCUGGGCUUUUCCAGAGGAGAUGACACAGAACAGACUCCCAUAGAGCACUCCUCUGUCACAUUUUUUAUCCCAAAGCUGGACCCCAGUAACAUUGGAGAGUAUUUCAGAAGCAGCUUAAAGUUCUCCCAUCAUCAUUUUCUGUUACCUUUUCCUGUAAGUCUUACUCUUAUUAUGAGAGGGCCUGUUAUUACAUGGAGUCCCUGCGUGGUGCAAACAGUUAACACACUGGGCUGUUAACUCAAAGGUUGGAGGUUCAAGUCCAACCAGAGGCACCUUGGAAGAAAGACCUGGCAAUCUAUUGCCAAAAAAUCAGCCAUCGAAAGCGCUAUGGAACAUAGUUGUUCUCUGACACACACGGGGUCGCCAUGAGUCAAAGUUGACUUGACAGCAACUUGAUAGUCUUUAUGCUGUUUUCUUAGAGCUUUUGUUCCCAGUUUGCUGUGGUACAGAAAGCAUUUUGCCUCCAGGAGUAGUUCACUGUUGUUGCGUUCCUGAUGGCAGUACUGUGGUGCUAUCGAGAGAGAGGACUCAGCCUGUUGCAGGGGACAGUGAACUGAGCCCGAUUCUCUGCUUGCCCUUCCCACCUGUUAAAUGAAGGAAGAGCUUAUGUUCUUCAUGGCAAAGACUCUAUCUGCAGUUCAGCCCUUAGAGCUUGUUUCUUCUUCCUUCUCUCUCUCCCUCUGUAUUUAUUGGAAGGCCUUGUUCUAGAACAGGUUUAAAAUGGCUUUUGGCACAGUUUCUGCUGUUUUCAGGUUAUGUGUGUCUGUAAAAGGCUGUAGAGCAUUUUUUAUUCGAGCUGCCUUGUGUUACUGUGUUCCUUUCUAUUUUUCGCAUAUUCCUUAGGGGCUGUGAGGAUGAACACUUUUUAUAUCUAAAGAAAUAACUUGAGAUGAAAAUAUUGGUGAUAUUCAAAGACUAAGUAAAGAAUAUCCUUUCUUUGUUUCUUUGUCCUGGUGACAUUCUACAUAAUAAAACUUCUUAAGAAUUCUGAAAUUUGAAGGCAACACCCUGAAAUUCCUUAUGCCUCCAGGGUAUACCCGUUUUGUAAUCAGUUUCCGUAAUACGGGUUACCAUUAUGCACAGUAUUCUUUAACGAAAUAGCUGUUUGCCUACCCUCAUUAUAGGCCAUACUUUUCUUAUAACCUUGUAUCAGUCGUGGUCGUGGCUUUUUUCCAAGCAGGAAAAGUCUUUAAUUUUAUCUUACUAUUUCUUAUAUAUUUUUCAUCAGAAGAAAGUUAGCCACCACUAAGAUAACAUUUUUGUAGCUUCCAACCCCAUUAAAUUUGGUGAUGAUAUGAAGUAUGAAGAUGGAGAUAUUCUCACCUAAGUAAAUGGAAUUAGUUAAGUAAGUGGAAACGGAGAUUGGUAAAUAUCCAGAGUUGCUGAUGAUUCCUGUCGUCAGUCUUUAAAUCCCAGGUCUUGAAAUGUGAUUUUUCACGUCUUUACUAUGAAGUCAACCAGCAUUGAACGACCUGUGCCUUAGUUCCUAACUCAAAUUAAGUUAACUCAGAACCCCACUUUUAAAGAGAAUACUUAAGACUAUUGUUUCAAGACUUAGUUUUGUCCAUUCUUCUUGUCUUACAAAGAACACUGUUAAAAAGAAGGAAUCAUGUACAGUUGUUAAAAUCACUUUUUAAAAAUCAAUUUAGAAUUGUAAAAGUUUUGUUUCUUUGUGUUACUUUCAUGUUUUAACCAGCAGUUCUGUGUAAAUACCAAUUUACCUUUCUUAACCCUCAACUCUAUACAUUUCCCUCCUGCCUUAAAUCCUCUGUCCCCAGGACAGGGGCCAUCUUUUCAGCAGUCCCUUUUCCCUCCAGUCAUAACAUUGCACGGCAGUUUGUGCCCCGUUCAGCUCUUAGACUUUGUCUAAGCUGUCUUCUUUGUCUCUGCUCCUUCAAAGGACGAGUUACAGCAUAAGUUAAUGAAAUACGAAACUUUUUUUGCACUCCAUGUAGUUAGUUCCCUUCCACAAACAGGCAAAUACGCUCUCACAUAUGAAUGUACACCUUCCACAUAUCUUUCUUUAGGCAGUAAACUUCAAAGACCUAGAAUGCUUUCAUUGCUUCAAAGGUCUGUAGCCACACAAGAGGACUUUCUGCCCCCCAUUUGGAGAGCGUGGCAGUGGGGGGCAGAGGCGGAGCCAGCAGAGAAGAGCAUCUGCAGAGCAGCGCUCAGCUUAGAGUGUAGCUCCCCGUGGCUCACUUUUUAUAUAUCUUCUUAGACAGGCACGAAACCGCCAAAGAUGCUUACAGCAGGCACAUUGAUUUAAAAAAAAAAAAACAGAAAAAAAAUUAUGACCUAAACAGGAAACUAGCCCAUUUUAAAAAUCCUCUAGGGUCAUCGUUGUUGUUGUGUGCCAUUGAGUCUGACUCAUAGUGACCCUAUAGGAUAGAGUAGAACUGCCCCAUAGGGUUUCCAAGGAAUGGCUGGUAGAUUUGAACUGCAAACCUUUUGGUUAGCUGCCUGGGCUCUUAACCACUUCUGGAAGGAACCUAGGAUAUCAGGUGGGACACCCUGUCUUUGUAGCUAAAAGCUGAGGAUGACAGGGAGAAAUAAAGAAAUGAGGAGCUAAUCGAACCUUAGGAGACUUAACAGGCCUCCACUUUAGAGUAGAUAAGGUAGAUUCUCAACCCAACUCACAGAAAUCAUUUUAACAAAGACUUCUGUAGGUUAAGCCCCUUCCACUUUGCAACCCCUUUCACAAACAGACCAUGUUGAGCCCUCUUCCCAUCACCAUAGCAACACACAUCUCAUAACAAUGACUAGAAGAGAAGAAGCAACCUCACACGUGACCUUCUCCUGCCCCCGGUUUUGCUCAUGUUUUUUCCCUUGAUUGUCCUGUCCCACAAAUUUUUAUUGUCCUCCCAAGAUCUUGACAUCUUAUGAUGAAUAGUGCCUGACCAUUAGAACAAGAAAACAAGGUCUGUGGGCUUUAAUAAGCACAAAGUAUUUCACUUAGACCAGUGGUUCCCAGGUACCAAUCUGUGGUCUACCUGCUUUGGAGUCCCUUAAACUGCAGUCCAGACCAGCUGAAUUAGUCUCCAGUCAUGGGGCCCAGGAAUCUGUGCUCUUAAGCUUCCCACUGAUUCCAGUGUGCUGCAAGAUUUGCCAACCUUGGUUUGUUUUAUACUACGGUGUCCUCAACAGCCAGCAUCCCAACCCUGCCUAUACAUCCUAUCAAGAAAAUAGGUGAAAAGUGAACCUUGCCAGAAUCACAAGAGGAAACAGCCAUAAGUGUCUCAGACAAAGAGAAAGGAAGACGGUUACAAGUAGCUCUGUCCUCAAGUAGACAUGCAGGGUUUCAGAACUAAAAAAGUACCAUACACCAAGGCAAAGAAAGUCAUUUGGGCCAAGGUAUGAACCAUUUGCUAACUUCCACUCCCUCUAUAAGGAUCCCUGGUGGUGCACCUGUUAAGUGCUCAGCUGCUAACCGAAAGGUUGGCAGUUCAAACCCACCCAGCAUCUCCAUGGUAGAAAGACCUGGUGAUCUGUACCAAUAAAGGCUGCAGCCUAGAAAACCCUAUGGGGCAGUCCUGCUCUGUCACAUGGGGUCGCUAUGAGUUGAAAAUCGACUUAACAGCAUCUAACAACAACAACAACAGCUCUUCCUAAGCAGAUACCCAGCAUAGAUCCCACAAUUCUGACUGUGUAUCCAACUUCCCAGCACUUAUUUUUCAGCGAUUUCCAGUGCAUCUCCAUUGAAAGGAACAUAACCAGUAUCACAGGCACAGACAGAAAUGAGUGGAAGCUAUGAAGCAGCGCUUCCUCUCUGUGAGUGCAGGUGUGUUGAGGCUAUGUGCACCAGGUUGGGUUUUGCUGCUAUACCAUUAACUCCACAGAUCCCACUGGCAACCAGUUUGGAUCAUGAAAGUGUCCGAGUCACACUUAUCUCCAUGUUUGAAUUCAGUGACUUCAUCUGAAAUAUCUAUAGAUGAUACCCUUGUAUUUUAUUCUGGAAAGAUUCUUGUUAUCCAGAAAUAAUGUCAUCGUGCCCCCUGGAUCUCAAUGCACAAUGCUUUGCUUAGAAAGAAGAGUCAUUUCCAAAAUUCCAGAUGAGAUGACUAGAAAAUAUUUUUAAAGAUUGGUUUAAAGGUAUUAAAACUUGGUACCAACCUUUUUAAAGAAAGGAUCUUAAACUCCGUUUAUCUUGGGCGCUGCACCACCUGGCCAUUCAGGCAGAGCAGUGCAGACUUUGCACUGGUGGGUCCAUUGAGCAGCUGAGAUUUCUGUCUUCCAACCAAGGCUGCACUCAAGAGGAUGGGAAGCUGUGAAACGCUGUCCUUUUGUAGCACUAAGUGUCAUUAACUACAGUGAACUCAAGUGAGUCGUGCUUGGACUAGACUGUGUUCAAGAAUUUUCCUAAAAUCAUUUGAAUGCUUGAUUGGAAUUCACCUAUGUUGAUCUGCUUUGUAAUAGGUGCUUCCUGGAGUAGGUCAGCUUUGAAAUGAAAAUGUGGGAGUCUUGGUUUGUGUUUUGCAUUUUUCUCUUGUCUGGAGAGCUUCUGCUUACUGAAGGAAUCAUCCCUACUGCUCUUAGCUUUCCAGUGCAAAAGAAAGACUCGUGAGCUUUUAAGAUCUGACAUUCCAAGGGCUUACUGUCACUUAAUCGUGAUCUUAUACUCCUGUAACAUAUACACUUCCACGUUUUGUGUUUAAGAACAAUUUAAUUUAUCAUAAAAGCUAUAUGUACUUUUAUAGAAAGCUUGGAAAUGGAAAUGGAAAGAAAAAUUUACCAUAUUCCCGGAUAAUUAUUGGUUAUAACUUUGGUAUAUUUGUUUCUAAUCUUAUACAUACUCAUUCCAAAAUAACAAAUAUUCCUUAAUCACUUGCUCUUUAUAAGGUACUAUGGAAGAAUCAAAGUUAUUGAUGGUCAAACAGUGAUCAGCUGAAUUAUUAGGGAGCCCACACUAAAUAAUCCAAGUAAUUAAACAGAAAGUGCUAGGAAACUUGCCUUGAAUAACUUUAGUGAUCCCACGAGUUUAGCAAAGAUUUUUGGGUAGUGAUGAGAAAAUCAGAUUUCAGAGACAAAGUUUAUGUCUACCUCGAAUUUUCAAAAUACUUAAGAAAUUGUGUAAGUAAACAAAAAAAACUAAGACACUGAGGAAUCCUAAAUGACAUUGUGAUACUUCUGAUACCCUGGGGCUGGGAAUGUGGACAGGAAGUAAAGAGUGCAGGACUAAUCUUUUUUCUUCUGCUUGUUAUUUUUUUUCCCAAGAAUCUAAAGGCAAGGGAUUAAUAUUAAACAGUAAGAUUUUAUUCUAUAGUGGUACACAUUACUAUUGUAAGACCACUCCAUUUUCUUUGGGUACUUGGAGUAGAUUAGCUUAAAAAAAAAAAAAAAAAAUUUUUUUUUUUUUAGCUGUUAAGAGCCCUAGAGUGCAUGCCCAGUUUGAAUUGAUUUGCCCAAAUGUUUCUGCUCCCUUGAUGAGCCCCUUACAUGCGUCACUGCUGUGCCAUUUCCUCAAUUGUUGGUCUAAAGAAGCUCCCUGCCCCCAGGUGGUCAGUCUUGCCUGACUUGCAUCCAGACUAACCAGCUCUCUUACCUUAAUGAAUGCUUGCAAGCCAGACUAAAAGAGCUAACAGAUACCUAAGUUGGCUCGGGGGCAAAUCCCUUCUUUGACCCAAAUGGCCACUGUGGCUGAAAGAGUUCAUUAGAGCGUUCAGUAAUAAAUAGCCCAAGAGUGCAGUACUAGAGGUACUAGAGGCCGCUCUGGUGCUUUCAUGAGAUGUAUGUGUGUUAACUGAGCAGACCGUUUAGUCUCUGGGAAACUGCAAUGCCUGGUGCUGGACUGUAGAUCCCAUGUGACUCCUUGCAGAGACUGGCAGGAUAGGCUACUCCUCCUGGCCUCUCUGCCUUCCUUUGGCCUCCCCACUGGUUCCUCUCUGACCUGUGUAGCCAGUGUGAAAUGACAGUAUGGCUUAGUAAAAACCCACAAUCCAGACUACUUCUGUGUGGUCCUGGCUGGGCUAUUCCCUUAGGUUUAGCUCUGUCUACCCUGAACUCUUGUGAGGCCCAAGUGAUAUUAUGGAUAUAAAAGGCCUUUUCAACCACAAAGUGCUGGGACCUUGAGGGAGGGCCCUUUGGGCUUUUUAGAUGAUUUAGGUGUGAACAAGGCUUCUUAAUCCGUGAUUUGGCUCUGAGCCUCUGACUGCCCAGCCACUCUUCACCGUGAUGAUGCAGACGCUUCAUACAGCAUUAUUGUUUGAUUCUGUAACUGCAUUUCCCUGCUUACCUGGGCUCCCUGAACCCUUAUUCCUGCAUGGAGUUUGUAUGAGAGUAGGAGAGUAGUUAGGUCUGUCUUAACUAUGGUUUUGCCUAUAAGAGCUGCCUAGGUAAGCAUUGCCUGAGGAACUGGGAUGGUAUGUGAGCUGUGGCCAGCCUUGGGAAGUGCCCAACCACGCUCAGAUUGUCGGAUAAUUUUUAAACUCAAAAAAGGAAGUUAGGAAGGCGGAGCCAAGAUGGCGGACUAGGCAGACGCUACCUCGGAUCCCUCUUACAACAAAGACACGGAAAAACAAGUGAAUCGAUCACAUACAUAACAAUCUACGAACCCUGAACAACAAACACGGAUUUAGAGACGGAGAACGAACUAAUAGGGGAAGCAGCGAUUGUUUCCAGAGCCUGGAGCCAGCGUACCAGUCAGGUACGGCACAAGCACAGAGAGCUGCUCCACCCGCCUGAACUAACCCCGGGAGGGGGACCAGCCGGUUCCACGGGCGGCGUGGGAUGCAGCCGGUAGGAGAAGUCCCCGGGAGGCAGUGACUGGUCUUGGAGCAGAAAGAGCAAUGUCCGAGCGGGGAAACCGUCCUGCAGGGAUUUGGACUGGACACAGGUACGGCAUAAACACGGAGAGUUGCUCCACCCCCCUGAACUAACCCGGGAAGGGCCCAGCCAGGUCGCGCGGGCGGCGUGGGACGCAGCCGGUAGCAGAAGUCCCCGGGAGGCAGCGACUGGUAUUGGAGUGGGGAGAACAGCGUCCCAGCCGGGACACUCGGUCACGGCACAAGCACGGGGAGCUGCUCCACCCAUCUGAACUAACCCCGGGAGGAGGCCCAACUGGUUCUCGAGGGCGGAACGGCCACGUGGCUGGAGGGACGAGAAGUCCCCGGGAGGCAGCGACUGAUUUUGGAGUUGAGAGUGCACCGUCCCAGUAGGGGAGCCUUGACGCUGGGCAUGGGGCUGGAAGCGGAGGAUCUGACUGUGACUCCAGCGGGCCAGACCCCACGGGGGCAAUCUCCACACAGCCAGCACACAUAGGUGAUGCGCCCGCGGGAAUCUCAGCUAUAAUAGUCAUUCCAAGCAAGACAAGCAACUCUGGCUAUAUUCUGAGGUGCUACUCUCCUAUCUCUCUGUUCCCUCCCCCACCCUCCCCAGGCGGCUUCAUUAACAUCUGAAUAGCCUGAGCCAGAGGGAGAACUCUGAUAGGGAUCUGACUGCAUUUUUUUUUAGUAGAUUUUCUGGAAAAACUAGUUUCCCAGUGAUGGCUCGGAGACAACAAUCCAUAUCAAACCACUUAAAGAAGCAGACCAUGACAGCUUCUCCAACCCCCCAAACAAAAGAAUCAAAAUCUUUCCCAAAUGAAGAUACAAUCUUGGAAUUAUCAGAUACAGAAUAUAAAAAACUACUUUACAGAAUGCUUAAUGAUAUCACAAAUGAAAUUAGGAUAACUGCAGAAAAAGCCAAGGAACACACUGAUAAAAGUGUUGAAGAACUCAAAAAGAUUAUUCAAGAACAUACUGGAAAAAUUAAUAAGUUGCAAGAAUCCAUAGAGAGACAACAUGUAGAAAUCCAAAAGAUUAACAAUAAAAUAACAGAAUUAGACAACGCACUAGGAAGUCAGAGGAGCAGACUCGAGCAAUUAGAAUGCAGACUGGGACAUCUGGAGGACCAGGAAAUCAACACCAACAUAGCUGAAAAAAACUCAGAUAAAAGAAUUAAAAAAAAUGAAGAAACCCUAAGAAUUAUGUGGGACUCUAUCAAGAAGGAUAACCUGCAGGUGAUUGGAGUCCCAGAACAGGGAGGGGGGACAGAAAACACAGAGAAAAUAGUUGAAGAACUCCUGACAGAAAACUUCCCUGACAUCAUGAAAGACGAAAGGAUAUCUAUCCAAGAUGCUCAUCGAACCCCAUUUAAGAUUGAUCCAAAAAGAAAAACACCAAGACAUAUUAUCAUCAAACUCACCAAAGCCAAAGAUAAACAGAAAAUUUUAAAAGCAGCCAGGGAGAAAAGAAAGGUUUCCUUCAAGGGAGAAUCAAUAAGAAUAAGUUCUGACUACUCAGCAGAAACCAUGCAGGCAAGAAGGGAAUGGGACGACAUAUACAGAACACUGAAGGAGAAAAACUGCCAGCCAAGGAUCAUAUAUCCAGCAAAACUCUCUCUGAAAUAUGAAGGCGAAAUUAAGAUAUUUACAGACAAACACAAGUUUAGAGAAUGUGCAAAAACCAAACCAAAGCUACAAGAAAUACUAAAGGAUAUUGUUUGGUCAGAGAACCAAUAAUAUCAGAUACCAGCACAACACAAGGUCACAAAACAGAACGUCCUGAUAUCAACUCAAAUAGGGAAAUCACAAAAACAAACAAAUUAAGAUUAAUUAAAAAAAAUAAAUAAAUACACAUAACAGGGAAUCAUGGAAGUCAAUAGGUAAAAGAUCACAAUAAUCAAAAAGAGGGACUAAAUACAGGAGGCAUUGAACUGCCAUAUGGAGAGUGAUACAAGGCGAUAUAGAACAAUACAAGUUAGGUUUUUACUUAGAAAAAUAGGGGUAAAUAAUAAGGUAACCACAAAAAGGUAUAACAACUCUAUAACUCAAGAUAAAAACCAAGAAAAACGUAACGACUCAACUAACAUAAAGUCAAGCACUAUGAAAACGAGGAUCUCACAAUUUACUAAGAAAAACGCCUCAGCACAAAAAAGUAUGUGGAAAAAUGAAAUUGUCAACAACACACAUAAAAAGGCAUCAAGAUGACAGCACUAAAAACUUAUUUAUCUAUAAUUACCCUGAAUGUAAAUGGACUAAAUGCACCAAUAAAGAGACAGAGAGUCACAGACUGGAUAAAGAAACACGAUCCAUCUAUAUGCUGCCUACAAGAGACACACCUUAGACUUAGAGACACAAACAAACUAAAACUCAAAGGAUGGAAAAAAGUAUAUCAAGCAAACAAUAAGCAAAAAAGAAGAGGAGUAGCAAUAUUAAUUUCUGA